Messenger RNA from Galleria mellonella (greater wax moth), 1597 nucleotides. Its product is annotated as late histone H1-like. Gene Ontology annotation, molecular function: structural constituent of chromatin; DNA binding. The transcript has a single exon. Bases 151 to 951 code for a protein of 266 amino acids. Gene Ontology annotation, cellular component: nucleosome. Gene Ontology annotation, biological process: nucleosome assembly. Lineage: Eukaryota; Metazoa; Arthropoda; Insecta; Lepidoptera; Pyralidae. The record is from RefSeq and is a predicted model, not a curated record.
CACACGGGUUCUCGAUACGGUAUUGCCGAAGGUUUCAUCGGUCGCCAUGUACUGAAACGCAGCAUAGCAAAAAUAAGUGUAAAAUUGAUUGAAUAAUCUCUCAUCUUUAUAUCGAUAUUUACACGUGCGUAAAACAAACACACACACACGAUGGCCGACACAGCUGUAGCGUCCGAAACCCCCGCACCGGCGACGCCGGCGAAGAAACCGAAGGCGUCCGCUUCAGCGGCCGGCGGCGUCAAGAAGGCGAAAGCCAAACCGACGCACCCGAAGACCUCCGAGAUGGUGAACAACGCCAUUAAGGAGCUGAAGGAGCGCAGCGGAUCCUCCCUGCAGGCGAUCAAGAAAUAUAUAGCCGCGCAGUACAAGGUUGACGCUGAAAAAUUGGCACCGUUCAUCAGAAAGUAUCUCAAGAGCGCCGUCGAAUCGGGAGCUCUGAUUCAGACCAAGGGUCAGGGCGCGUCCGGUUCCUUCAAGCUCGACAAGUCGAAAUCCUCCGCCGGGGGCAAGAAGAAGAGGUCGACGGCGUCGAGCAGGACCGGCUCCGCGGGUGCCUCCGCCUCGGGCGGCGGUAAGGGAUCCUCUUCGGCCUCCUCCGCCGCCGCUUCGGCGACCGCCAAGUCCAGAAAGAAGGAGACGGCCGGCGCCGGUAAGGCGAAGAAGGCCGCCUCGUCCGCCGCAUCGCCGUCCAAGUCGAAGGCGGCCACCAAAGACAAGAAGGCGGCCGCCGCCAAAAGGAAACCCGCCGCCGCCGCCGCCGCUGCCGCCGCGAGAAAGGCCUCCACGCCGGCCAAGGCGAAAGGCGGCGCCGCCGCAGCCGCCGCACCGAAGGCCAAGAAGACCGCCAAGCCGCCGACCAAGAAACCGAAGGCGCCCAAACCGAAGAAGACCGCCGCCGCCGCUUCCAAAUCGAAGACCUCCGCUAAGAAGACCGCAUCAGCCAAGAAGUAAUAAUUCGGCGGUGCGGUCUCUCUCGUCGCGAAGUAGACGUCGACCGACGGACGGACGGACGGACGGACGGAGUCGGCCACGCUGAGAGCUGCUGUCACCUCCAUCCACACCACCACGACACAACGACGUCGACCCCGCCGUCGUCGCUGUCGAUAGAGAACGGAUUAGGUUCGCAUUUGGUGUGUGAUAAAGUGUGUGGUGGUGCAGCAGCCGCAGUCGCCGCCCGGGUGCGUGUGAUGCGAUGCGCCUCCCCGCCGCCCCGCCGCGUCCCGCCGCUCUGCGUCCAUGGACGACGACGACGACGACGACGACGGCGACGGCGACGCUGACUACGGCCCCCGAUCGUGCGCGUGUGUCGUAGUGGUAUCUGCAAACAAAAACAACAAAACAAAAAGCCCUUUUCAGGGCUAACAAUAUUUUUCUGAAUUCGAAACGGUUUCUUGGCAGGCGGGACACGAGUGAGACACGACGUCGUAGUAGAUUCAUCUUCUUCAUCAAACAGCAGGUGAACAGACGGCAACCGACCGUCGAACACGACGACGACGACGACGACGACGACGAUUAUAUAUUAUAUAUAAUAAUAUACAAGUAGUAGGCACAAGGUACAUACACAAUCUUCCAAUAAAAUCUUAAUUUAAAACUAUAU